AUGUGGAGUUCAGUGAACCCAAUCAGUUUUUUUUCCACUUCUCAGAAACACUUAGCAACAAGUAGAAAAGCAGUAAAAAGUGCAAAAACUAAGAAAAACUCGCGCUCUCUCGGAGUCAGCAAUGGACUGAAAGGGCCUGUGGCGGACAGGAACACUUUUCUGACACCCAAAAAACCCAGACUGGUGUCCUUCCGUCGUUUUUUUUGCUUCUCUUCUUUCGGCUUGCUCUUUUUGGCCAGGAUCGAAGAACCUUUUCAAAGUCACCUACUUCUCCCUUGUCUUCAAAGCGUCGAGGUAGAAUUUGAAAUGGUCGUUGAACAAGUUGCCGAGGCGGUUGGAUUCUGCUUUAUCCGGGUUCGUUUUGUUCACCCAGUCCCAAAAGCCGUGUCUGUGGUUCAAAAAAAGUCCGUUGUGCGGACCGCGAUUUCGGAGGAAAUCGAGCACAAGCAGUAUGUGCCCAUUCUUUACAUUUUCCCUGGCAUUUAA
Helobdella robusta is the source of this 486-nucleotide messenger RNA. RefSeq lists its product as hypothetical. The transcript is spliced from 3 exons. The coding region runs from base 1 to 486 and encodes 161 amino acids. NCBI's taxonomy places the organism in Eukaryota, Metazoa, Annelida, Clitellata, Rhynchobdellida, Glossiphoniidae. The record is from RefSeq and is a predicted model, not a curated record.